CAUUUUGGAGUGCUCAGUGGUGAGGCGUGUCAUCAGUUCAUCACAGGAAAAGUGCUGGAGGCAGGAGAUAAACAUUACCACCCCAGCUGCGCCAGAUGCAGCAGGUGCAAUCAGAUGUUCACUGAAGGAGAAGAGAUGUACCUGCAAGGAUCAACGGUGUGGCAUCCUGGCUGCAAGAACACAACAAGGACAGAGGAGAGACACAUGGAGAGGCCUACUAGGUCGUCAUCUGAGAGUAUUUCUUCCAGACCUGGUUCAAGCAUACCUGGAUCACCGGGUCACACAAUCUAUGCAAAAGUAGACAAUGAGAUUCUUGAUUACAGAGACCUAGCUGCCAUUCCAAAAGUCAAAGCCAUUUAUGACAUUGAGCGCCCCGAUCUUAUUACCUAUGAGCCUAUGUACACCACCUCCCAGGAGGAGAGAGAGGAGAGACGAGAGAGUGUAGGAGAGCUUCUCAAUGCCAGGAGGGACCGCUCACCCUUGCCUGACGACAAGUCGUUCAGAACCAUGUCACCAACUCUAUCCAAUGAGGGAUGUUAUGACAAGCGAGAACGCAUCCUCCAAAGGUCCACCAGUCAAGGCUCUAUAGGUUCGCCGGUUUACAAUCGCCAUGGUUACACCCCCACUCUGUCACGGUCGCCGCAGCACUUUCACAGGCCAGAAGCUCUGACAGGCAUGCAGAAACUCUGCUCCUCCUUGUGCAGUAACAGUGUGGGCUCCAGAAAUAAUGACUCCCGCCCCACCUCCCCUUUCAGACACCACUUCCUUCCCCAUAGCCAAGGCACUGACCCACCAAGCGGCCGGAGCUCCCCUCUCCCGCUUAGGCCCGACAGCCGGCCGGGCACCCCGCCUCUCUCUCAGACCCCUAAACAUUUUCACCUCCCAGAUCAGGGCAGCAACAUUUACAGAAAACCACCCAUCUACAAACAAUACGGUUCAGAAGGCAGAAGACGAUCAAGAGAAGAAGAGGAGGAGGAGACAUUGAAACGAAAGCAGCUUCAGGAAGAACAUCUCAACAAGAUUCAGUCUGGUUUGGGAAAGCUAAUUCUAAGGGAGGAGAUGGAAAAAGAUCAGAUUAGGGAGCGUCACGCGAGGAGUCUCUCUGCUCAGCGCUACGACCCCAAGCAGAAUAAUGGAGAUGCGGAUCCAACUUCUCCAAGCAAAACAAACUCUUUGCCUGGCUAUGGAAGGAAUGGUCUACAUCGGCCCCAGUCAACAGACUUCACACAGUACAACAGCUACGGUGACAUGUGUGGAGGAAGCAGAGAGUUUCAGCACAUUAAGGAUGGCCGUGCAGCACUUGCAAGGAUGGACAGGGGAGUAUCUAUGCCUAAUAUGUUGGAGCCCAAAGUGUAUCCCUAUGAAAUGCUCAUGAUUACCAGUAGAGGGAGAGCUAGACUGCCCAGAGAUGUGGACAGAACCAGACUGGAGCGCCACUUAGCACCCGAAACCUUCUUUGACAUCUUUGGAAUGGAGAUCCAGGAGUUUGACAGGCUUCCCCUGUGGAAACGCAACGACAUGAAAAAGAAGGCCAAGCUCUUCUAGCGGCAUGCUUCAUACCCACAAGACAACAACAAUUAUCUACACAUGUUAGGCUUUGCUUUGUUACCUUUUCUUCUGUCUUUUUUUUUUUUAACUUCUGACAUGAUCAAGAGGUUCGACUUGCACAUAAAUGCAAAUUGGUCUCAUGUUCAACAAUGACACACAAUGAAAGAUAAACAGGAUCAUAUAUUUAUGUUGAUGCUGCUUUUUUCUUCUUCUUUUUGCUGGAAUCGCUUCGAUCUCUUUUAUGCUUGUUUCUUCCUGCAAUUUAUUGAUUUGACUCCUGUGGAUAUUUGUAAGUGCAGUAGAACCUACAGCCUUGUAGUCUUGAACAUAUGUCUGCUUUCCUUUGCUUGGACUGGAAUAGAUUCAGUCCAAAGUUUGCAUCGAUCGGCUCAGUGAGUCUUUGAAUAUUAUAUUCAAAAUACAAAAUAAAAAACACGCACACCGACACUGGGAAGGCAGUCACCUGACUCAAAAACAGUUUACUGCAUCUAAUGAACAAUCCAAGCAUCUUCACUAAGACUGUACAUGUAGGGCCUGAUUUACUUAAGGUAUGUGUGUACUUAAAACACGUGCAAACUUAAUAGCACAAGCAAAGCUGAUCUACGAGAUGUGUGCAAAGUGAAUUGCGUGUGUUAAGUGAGCAAAAGAAUAUAUGCUGAGCAUUAAAACACCCACAAUACUGGGAGGAGAAGAGACAAAUACAAUUAUUUAGCACACGCAAUGUGAUUUAUCAACACUCAUCACCGUUUUGUGAACACUAUUUUGUGUUUUAUUCAGCACAUGUCAGAAGGACGUGCAAACUGAUCAGUUGGCUGCAGGAUCAGUGCUCAGGCGAUAGACGGACUAGAACCCUGUAUACAUCCUACAUGUGUCAACAUUUUGUCCUUUCAGCAACAAUUUUAUAGCUGCUAGAGGACAUAAGGCCUGCUCAGUGGCCUUGUGGUUAUAGUGUCCGCCCUGAGAUCGGUGGGUUUGUGAGUUCAAACCCUGGCCGAGUUAUACCAAACACUAUAAAAAUGGGACCCAUUACCUCCCUGCUUGGCACUCAGCAUCAAUGGUUUGAAUUGGGGGUGAAAUCACCGAAAUGAUUCCCGAGCGUGGCCGCCGCUGCUGCUCACUGAGCAGAAGGGGAUGGGUCAAAUGCAGAAGGUAAUUUCACCACACCUAGUGUGUGUGUGACUGUCAGUGGUACUUUAACUUUAUAACUUAAGGGGCUGAUUAUGUGUUUUGGUGUCAUUUAAUUUUUUCUUUUAAUGACAUUCAUCCAUUUUCUACCGCUUGUCCCUUUUAGGGUUGCGGGGGGUUGCUGGGGCCUUUCUCAGCUGCAUUCGGGCAGAAGGCAAAUCGACACCUCAUCGCAUGGCCAACACAUACAGACAGACAACAUUCAUAUACAUAUUGUUAAAAUAUUUCUUAUACAAAAAACAACUUCUUGAAGUAUGCAUUUUUUUGAAGGUCUGGAGUGGAAUAUUUGCUGCCUUUCUCCAACGAGCCCACUUUUGGCAAAAAAAAUACUAAAAGAAAAGUGGUGCCAAUGUAGAUGCACUUCACAGCUGCUUCUAAAAUGCCCAUAAAAAGUGGUAGAUGUUUUCUGCAUGUUUAAAAAUAUAACAAAACGCCGCAGGUGAAAGCAUAAUGACGUGAAUGUGCAGUAAAUGAGAGUGACUCUGUCGUGAUGCCCCGUAUAGUACACGCAAAAUCAUUUUUGAAUGCACAAGCAGUCUUAGCAAUUCGCAAGCAACACGCCCACUAAUAGUACACACUAUUUUAUAGAUUGCACACGCCCUUUACCGCGUGGUAUUUGGAUCUUAGUAAAUCAGGCCCACGGUGUCACUCUUCUCAGGCUUUCUCCAACACUUACCAAUUACUCUUUACAUGUAUUAGAAGUAUAACUCAAAACAUUUCAAUGCCAUACCCAAUAUAUGUACAGUAACAGGCAAAUCGAUACUACAGCUCAUGUACGCCCACCUGUAUUUGAAAGAAAUGUUUUAUAAAUGAAAAGCCACACUGCCGUUUGUUGUAUGGAAAAGUAAGCCAAUAAAGCUUUAAACACCACAAACCAUA
Messenger RNA from Nerophis ophidion (straightnose pipefish), 3612 nucleotides. RefSeq names its product actin-binding LIM protein 1-like. The record is from RefSeq and is a predicted model, not a curated record. The transcript is spliced from 19 exons. Gene Ontology annotation, molecular function: actin filament binding. Bases 115 to 1545 code for a protein of 476 amino acids. Gene Ontology annotation, biological process: cilium assembly; cytoskeleton organization; lamellipodium assembly. NCBI's taxonomy places the organism in Eukaryota, Metazoa, Chordata, Actinopteri, Syngnathiformes, Syngnathidae. Gene Ontology annotation, cellular component: actin cytoskeleton; stress fiber.